AGAGGCUCUGGUUAAACGGGAACGAGGCGCGGCAUCGUCCCGCGGUCCCUGCCCUGGGGACUCUGACCCCGUGGGCCGGCGAGGGGAGCUGAGGCAGGCAGUGACGAGCGGCCACACAGCCACUGGGACGGAGCCAGCGAGGUGCCCAACAGGAUGGAUCCCACUUUGGAGCUGGCAGAUGACCCCAGGUUCUCCCGCCCUUUGGUGGAGAUGCUGAUCAGGAACUUCAGCGUGCCGGCAGCCUGCUUCUCCCUGCCGCCCACCUCCCGGCAGCUGCUGCACCAGCUGGACAUGGCCCAACUCAUCAUCCUGGGCCUCUGCACCAUCAUGACGCUGCUCUCGGUUGUGAUCUACGUGGAAGAGGUUUCAUACCUCUUCCGCAAGAUCCGCUGCCCUAUCAAGAUGAAGACACUCUGCUGGAGCAGCUCAGCCCCUACGGUUGUGUCAGUGGUCAGCUGCUUUGGCCUAUGGUUCCCACGCUCCAUGAUGGUGGUGGAGAUGGCUACCACAGCGUACUUCGCUGUCUGCUUCUACCUGCUGAUGCUGGUCAUGGUGGAGGGCUUUGGGGGGAAGGAAGCACUGCUCAGCACCCUGAAGGAUGUGCCCAUGGUGGUCAGCACUGGGCCCUGCUGCUGCUGCUGCCCCUGCCUGCCCCGAAUCACCAUGAGCAGGAAAAAGCUUAAAUUGAUGAUCCUGGGGACUUUCCAGUACGCCUUCUUCAAGGCAGUUGCUGUCUUCCUGGGGCUGAUCCUGGCCACCGAUGGGAAUUACAACCCUGCUGACAUUUCAGGAGAGAGCGUGGCCCUCUGGAUCAACACCUUGGUUGGUGCCUCCGCCCUCUUUGGGCUGUGGGGCCUGGGCAUCCUCUUCCGGCAGGCCCGGCUGCACCUGGCUGAGCAGAACAUGCAGGCCAAGUUCACCUGUUUCCAGAUCCUGCUCCUCCUGACGGCGCUCCAGCCUGCCAUCUUCAGCAUCCUGGCCAACAACGGCAGCAUCGCCUGCUCGCCGCCCUUCUCCUCCAAGGCCAGGUCACAGCAGAUGAACGUGCAGCUGUUGAUCCCGCAGACCUUCAUCCUGGCGGUGCUGACGCGGAUGUACUACCGCAAGCAGGACAACAAGCCGGGUUACCAGCCCGUCAGCUUCACACCCACAGGCGCUGACAUCAAAGCAUGAACAGGAGGGACAAACUGGGUGCCAAGGGGUAGAGUGGGGUGGGGGGCUGGUCUACCCUGCACAACCUUCUCCCCUGGCCCUGGGGAGCUGCUGGCAGCAGAAGAGGCAGAAGGGGAAAGAACAUCUUGGAACAGAAUGGAAGGGUCUGAAACCUAAAAGCCUUAAGUCAAGGUGGUCCAUGAAGCCACCUCCAGCCCAUGGGCUCUUGUCUAGCACUGAGUAAAGAGAGAUUUUUACUAGA
Molecule: messenger RNA, 1414 nt
Organism: Vidua chalybeata
Lineage: Eukaryota; Metazoa; Chordata; Aves; Passeriformes; Viduidae
Gene: SLC51A
Product: solute carrier family 51 subunit alpha
Exons: 9
Coding region: 154-1173 (339 amino acids)
Biological process (GO): bile acid and bile salt transport
Cellular component (GO): endoplasmic reticulum membrane; plasma membrane
Molecular function (GO): transporter activity
Source: RefSeq, a predicted model, not a curated record